Messenger RNA from Alligator sinensis (Chinese alligator), 2806 nucleotides. RefSeq names its product nucleotide binding protein like (gene NUBPL). Bases 649 to 1452 code for a protein of 267 amino acids. Gene Ontology annotation, molecular function: ATP binding; ATP-dependent FeS chaperone activity; 4 iron, 4 sulfur cluster binding. Gene Ontology annotation, biological process: mitochondrial respiratory chain complex I assembly; iron-sulfur cluster assembly. NCBI's taxonomy places the organism in Eukaryota, Metazoa, Chordata, Crocodylia, Alligatoridae. The record is from RefSeq and is a predicted model, not a curated record. The transcript is spliced from 14 exons. Gene Ontology annotation, cellular component: mitochondrion.
AGACCCAUUUUCAAAUUGCCAGUAUGAAUGAAACAGUGCAUCAGCUAGAAAGGAUGCAAGAGCUUUGGACAACAGGAUACUUGAUGGGCUUUAAGGGCUCAGCAAUCUAUGGCCUGUAGGCCAGAUCCAGCCCAUGGAGCCACUGGAUUCAGAAACGCUUAGUGGCAGGGGACUUGAACUGCAAUUGCUCUUCCCAUGGUAUUGUGGGAGGAAGCACAAGCUGCAGGCACUCUUGCUGUGUUGCCAUGGGAGAAGCACUGGCUGUGGCUGCUUUCCUCGUGCCAUUUCAGGGAGAAGCACUGCCUGCUGGUGGGUCCUUGCAUGCACCUACCCAGUCGUCUCUGACCUGAGGCUUUCUUCUGACAAAGGCUGUUGUACAUCUUCAUUUUACUCUUCUGUGAAUGGAAGAGUCAUUUUAGAGAUGCAAAGGUCCUUGGAUCAUUUAGUUGGUCUAAUAAAAAUUAUCAAAUCUACCCUAUGUUCUUAGACCAACACAGCUACAACCAACAACCCUAAGGGCCUUGGAUCAGAACUGGUGAGACACUGUGAUGACAUGGGCAGAAGAAACCUUCCAUUCAGUGUUAAAUGAUCUUAACAUAAUCAUCAAAUACCAGCGAUGAGUUCCUGAAAGAAAAGCGUGCUCAAAUCAUGUCUCGAGGACUUCCAAAACAAAAGCCAAUAGAAGGAGUUAAGCAGGUCCUGGUUUUGGCUUCUGGUAAAGGUGGAGUUGGAAAGUCAACAACAGCAGUAAACAUAGCCCUUGCAUUAGCAGCAAAUGACUCGACAAAAUCAGUUGGUUUGCUUGAUGCAGAUGUAUAUGGCCCUUCAAUUCCAAGGAUGAUGCAUUUGAAAGGAAAUCCAGAAUUAACCUCACAAAACUUAAUGAGGCCUCUUAAGAAUUAUGGAAUUGAAUGCAUGUCUAUGGGUUUCUUGGUAGAAGAAACUGCACCAGUUGUUUGGAGGGGACUCAUGGUCAUGUCUGCAAUAGAGAAACUGUUGAGGCAGGUAGAGUGGGGUCAACUGGAUUAUCUAGUAAUUGACAUGCCACCUGGAACAGGAGAUGUACAGUUAUCAGUCUCACAGAAUAUUCCAAUUGCAGGAGCUGUAAUUGUUUCCACUCCACAAGACAUUGCUUUAUUGGAUGCACGCAAAGGAGCUGAGAUGUUUCGAAAAGUCCAUGUGCCUGUUUUGGGACUUGUCCAAAAUAUGAGUGUUUUCCAGUGUCCAAAAUGUAAGCACGAGACCCAUAUUUUUGGCACAGAUGGUGUAAGAGACCUAGCAAAAACGCUUGGACUCGAUGUUUUAGGGGACAUUCCAUUGGAUGUUAAUAUAAGAAAGACGUGUGAUACAGGCCAGCCAAUUGUGGUUUCGCAACCUCAGAGUGAUAUGGCCAAAGCCUAUCUGCGGAUAGCUAUGGAAAUAAUAAGAAGAUUACCAACACCUCCAGGAUGAACUGUUCAUCUCAGGGAUAUAUGAUUAAACCUUUUAAUAAAGUGAUCUUUCAGUGUAAGCAGUGAUAGAACAAGUGGCAGAAAUAUGUAAUUAUACAUAUUAUGUUGCAUUUGUAAAAAUACAAUUCUGUUUCCCUUGGAUUAACAAAAUCCCUCCUUUGGAUGUCCUCCAUUUUAAUAUGGAACACCAGCCUGUGGAAACUCCAUUCCCGGAACACAACACCUCUUUAUCCAAGCACAGAAACCUGUAACUGUGGGAAUGACAUGUUGAAGUUAGUAGUCUCAUCUGUAUAUCUUUCAUAAUCAAUUUGCCUUAGUUUAUUUAUAUUUUUGUUCAGCCUCCCUUCAUUUAAUUACUAACAUGGCCUUACAUUAUGUAAAUUUGGAUGUUUCUAUAAACCAUCAAAAAUGAAUGAGCAGUCCUAAAACUAUAUAACUGCAAUAUGAUUGUGUACAUGUACACUUCAGCAUCUGAAGGAUAUCCUUUAUUGUAAUGAUUUUUCAUAGUGGAUCAUGGGCUAAUUCCUUCCUUACUGGAUAAUGUUGGAUCAUGACAUAAUUCCUGAUUUACAGGAUAAUGAACUACAUGACACUGAGACAUAUUUCUUGACUGUUUUGUGUUAUAUUAAAUCCAGAUAGAAAAGUAGAUAACAGCCAGGUCUUCACUGAAACUCAGAUGUUGUAUCUGAGCUUGAUUUACCAAAGGAAAUAAAUGAUCAAUAUAUAUUAUUUUGAUGACUUCAUACAUGAACAUAUUCCUGUUACAAAGUAACAAUUCAGAAUAUAAAUGUAUAAACUAAAGAUGUAACUAGAAGAAAACAAAUAUUUCAUUUUCUGACUGCAAGGCCUAGUACUUUCAUUUUUUUACUGCCUUGUUAGCUUCAAUCCUUAUUUUUGUAUUGAUACAGGUGAUGCCUGUGGAUGUACAAGAAAAUAGUUCCAUAACAUGGGUUUCCAUUUCCAAUUAGAAGUUUGAAUUUAUUUUCACUGUUUUGUACCAUUUAAACAUAUGUAUCUUUAGGCCUAUUGAAGUCUUGCGGGGCUUCUGCCAUUGACUUUAACAGGCUCAGGAUUUCACCCUUAAUUUAUACUAUUUUCAUGUUAUCUUUCCCAUCUUGAAAUGUUAUGAUAUGGAAGAGAAUGUGGCAUGCUUUCUCACUUGGAUCAUUUGAAACAUAUGCACCUAACAGAAUAUCUAAAAUUUAGGCACGAAUUAUGAAAUCUCAGACUUCAGUUGUUUUGCAAAUGCAUUAACAGUGUAAUCUAAGAGAAUUUUGUUACUCUACCUUUAUCUGUUUACUUGAAGAAAACUGCAGAGAAAUAAAAUUUCACUUUAGUUGUUUCUGUAGCAUGUG